AUGGGGACAACCACCGUCAGCCCAUCACGGCGCAAACAGAUCCUUAAAGUCCUCUUUAUAUCCCUCCUCCUUGACUUGGUCUCCUUCACUUUCAUCCUCCCCCUCUUCCCCUCUCUCCUAACCUUCUACUUGAACCGCGACCCUUCACCAACCUCCCUUCUCCAUCGUAUCCUGCAUUACCUAAAUGCGUACAAAAAUUCCUUUGCUCGUCCCAUCAACUCGCGCUACGACAUCGUCCCUCCCUCGGCGGAGCCUUGGGUUCUCUCUUCUCCCUCCUCCAAGCCAUUGCGGCCCCCCUUCAUCGGCCGCCUAUCUGACAGCCCUGGGACGACGCACCGGCUCUCCCUUUGCUCUAUGGGGGGCGACGAGGGACAGAGGGGCGCGACAAUGGCACUUGUGGGCGUGUGUUUUAGUGUUGCAUUUACGUUUGGGCCGGCGAUGGGAGCCGCGUUGGCGGGGAUUACCACCGUGACAGAAAAUCCGUUCGCGACUGCGGCGGGCUGCUCGUUACUCCUUAUUGUAGUGGAGACGGUCUAUCUAUACUUCUGUCUGCCGGAAACGCAUCCGCGAUUUGCGAAAAUUCGGAAGGAUGUACAUUCUUCUGCCUCUACUCCAGCUGUUGCGACUCCUGUUGGUGACAAAUUGGACGAGCAUAAUCUAAAAGCGAAGCAGAAACCAUCUACUACUAUCAAAGUCACGGCAACGCCAAAAAACUACACCAACCCCCCAAUCCUCCUAAACCUAACCCACUUCCUCUUCCUCCUCCCUUUCUCCGGCCUUGAAUUCUCACUUCCUUUCUUAACUACCACUCUCUACGCAUCCACGAAGUCUUUUGAUUCCCCUUCUGCCCAAAAUGGUCGUCUCCUCUCCGUCAUGGGCCUCCUCGCCUCCCUCCUCCAAUCCACGUUAGUUCGCCGCCUUCCCCCACUACUAACCGUCCGCAUUGGCGUCACUGCCUGCGCUCUCUCUUUCUUCAUCUUAUCGCGUGUCUCUACCGUAUCAGGUCUAUACGGCGCCGGAUGCCUGCUGGCAGUCACCAGUGCCACAGUGGUCACAGGCUUGAAUAGUCUGGGAAGCCUAGAGGCUAGCGAGGGUGAGCGAGGUGUGUUUUUGGGCAGGCUGAGGAGUUGGGGCCAGGCAGGGAGGGCGUCAGGCCCGGUUGUCUUUUGUACGUUGUUUUGGUGGGCAGGGAGGGAGGUAGCAUAUAUGAUAGGCGGAGUAGGGAUGUUGGGCGUUUGUGCACUUGUUUUUAAGUGUUUGAGAACACCCGUCACCUCAAAAAGAUGA
Messenger RNA from Histoplasma mississippiense, 1287 nucleotides. RefSeq lists its product as hypothetical. The coding region runs from base 1 to 1287 and encodes 428 amino acids. Lineage: Eukaryota; Fungi; Ascomycota; Eurotiomycetes; Onygenales; Ajellomycetaceae. Gene Ontology annotation, molecular function: transmembrane transporter activity. Gene Ontology annotation, biological process: transmembrane transport. Gene Ontology annotation, cellular component: brush border membrane. The transcript is spliced from 3 exons. The record is from RefSeq and is a predicted model, not a curated record.